CGGGUUUGCAGCAGGCGGUGGGGAGGGGGAAGCGGGGCCGGGCGCUCUGCGGGUUCCACGGCUGGCCCAUGAGGGGUCAGACGGGCAGGCGGCAGGGCCUGUGGCCGCAGCUGGCGGCCGGGGCGGCCGACGAGGACCGGCCCAGCCGACUGCCCCGUGCCCGGCCGCGCCCAGCAGCCGGGCCAGAGGGGAGGGAUGCGCCACACCGCCAAGCUCCCACCUGCCCUGCCCCUGCCCUGAACCAGAAAGUUUGGGGGCCGGGGGCUGGCUUCCUCCUUCCGCUCCAAUGACCGCCCAAGGACUCCUGCUGCCCAGGCUUGACCGCGACCUGCCUGCGCUCCCCAGGUCGUCAUGAACUCUUGCAAGCUGUAACCAAGGCUCCCCUCAUCGCCCACCCCUGGCCCACCGUGAAAAAGAUUUAUUUUUUUAUUCAAGCAUUUGCGACCCGCAGUUUUCCCCUCCUCGUUAAUCAUUUAGUCCCGGGCCUCGUUUCUGAGUGUGAGAGGGGGUGCGGUCACCCCCCAGACGGCGCGCUGGAAGGACAGUUUCCCCUUGCUGACCCGCAUACACCAUGAAGAGGUGUCGGUCGGACGAGCUGCAGCAGCAGCAGGGCGAGGAGGAAGGAGCGGGGCCAGAAGAUGCCGCCUGCCACAUGCUGGGCGUGGACCUCCGGCCCGGUACGAACUCUGCGGGGGCACCAACUUGUGACACGGGCGCUGCCCCGGCGCCCAAUCCAGGGCCCCGAAGCAAGCCUCCUGAUUUAAAGAAAAUCCAGCAGCUCUCGGAGGGCUCCAUGUUUGGCCACGGCCUGAAGCACCUGUUCCACAGCCGCCGCAGGUCACGGGAGCGGGAGCACCAGCCGUCUCAGGAUUCGCUGCAGCAGCCUCAGGGCAUGUCCGACCAUGACUCUCCAGACGAGAAGGAGCGCUCGCCGGAGAUGCACCGCGUGUCCUACGCUGUAUCCCUGCACGACCUGCCCGCCCGGCCCACAGCCUUCAACCGUGUGCUGCAGCAGAUCCGCUCCCGGCCCUCCAUCAAGCGUGGCGCCAGCCUGCACAGCAGCGGCGGGAGCGGUGGGGGCGGCAGCCGGCGCACCAAGAGCAGCUCCCUGGAGCCCCAGCGUGGUAGCCCCCACCUGCUGCGUAAGGGCCCACAGGACAGCAGCCUGGCCGCCAUCCUGCACCAGCACCAGUGCCGCCCCCGCUCCUCUUCCACCACUGACACCGCCUUGCUGCUGGCUGACGGUAGCAAUGUGUACCUGCUGGCGGAGGAGGGCGAGGGGUUCGGAGACAAGGUGGACAAGGGGGACCCAAGCCUGGCCAGCGGCCCCGGCCAAGGUGAUGCUGAUGGCCCCAUCAGCCUGGAUGUGCCUGACGGGGCCCCAGACCCACAGCGGACCAAGGUAGCCAUCGACCACCUGCACCAGAAGAUCCUAAAGAUCACGGAGCAGAUCAAGAUCGAGCAGGAGGCACGUGACGACAAUGUAGCAGAGUACCUGAAGCUGGCCAACAAUGCUGACAAGCAGCAGGUGUCGCGCAUCAAGCAGGUGUUUGAGAAGAAGAACCAGAAGUCGGCACAGACCAUUGCGCAGCUGCACAAGAAGCUGGAGCACUACCGCCGGCGCCUCAAGGAGAUUGAGCAGAACGGGCCAUCACGCCAGCCCAAGGACGUGCUGCGGGAUAUGCAGCAGGGCCUCAAGGACGUGGGCGCCAACGUGCGUGCAGGCAUCAGCGGCUUCAGUGGAGGAGUAGUGGAGGGUGUCAAGGGCAGUCUGUCCGGCCUGUCGCAGGCCACUCACAGUGCUGUGGUGUCCAAGCCGCGCGAGUUUGCCAGCCUCAUCCGCAACAAGUUUGGUAGCGCCGACAACAUUGCGCACCUCAAGGACCCGCUGGACGAUGGGCCCCCUGAGGAGGCGGCCCGUGCACUGAGUGGCAGCGCCACACUUGUGUCCAGCCCCAAAUACGGCAGCGACGACGAGUGUUCUAGCGCCAGCGCCAGCUCAGCCGGGGCAGGCAGCAACUCGGGGGCUGGGGCCAUGGGGGUACUGGGGAGCCCCAAGUCCAACACGUUGUACGGGGCGCCUGCCAACUUGGACGCGCUGCUGGAGGAGCUGCGGGAGAUCAGGGAGGGCCAGACCCACCUGGAGGACUCCAUGGAGGACCUGAAAGCGCAGCUGCAGCGGGAUUAUACCUACAUGACGCAGUGCCUGCAAGAGGAGCGCUACAGGUACGAACGUCUGGAGGAGCAGCUCAAUGACCUGACAGAGCUGCACCAGAACGAGAUGACCAACCUGAAGCAGGAGCUGGCCAGCAUGGAGGAGAAGGUGGCCUACCAGUCCUAUGAGAGGGCUCGGGACAUCCAGGAGGCUGUGGAGUCCUGUCUGACCCGGGUCACCAAGCUGGAGCUGCAGCAGCAGCAGCAGCAGGUGGUGCAGCUGGAGGGUGUGGAGAACGCCAACGCGCGCGCGCUGCUGGGCAAGUUCAUCAACGUCAUCCUGGCGCUCAUGGCCGUGCUGCUGGUGUUCGUGUCCACCAUCGCCAACUUCAUCACGCCACUCAUGAAGACGCGCCUGCGCAUCACCAGCACCGCCCUCCUGGUCCUUGUCCUCUUCUUCCUCUGGAAACACUGGGACUCCCUCACCUACCUCCUUGAGCACGUGCUGCUGCCCAGCUGAGGAGCCAGCCUGGCCCCCGCAUCCCCCCUCCCCACUGCCUGCGCCUCUCCGGGAGGGACCCUGGGACCCCCACGUCCCUUAGACUUCUUCACGUGCCCGGUUUGGCCAUCUGCACAAAGUGUCCAUUCCAGCACCAUCGGCCCCUCUGCUCAGUCCUCACUUCUGUCUGUCGCCUCCUUCCUGUUGGCCCAGAGGGAGCCUGGGAGGAAACCCUGGCUGGGGACACAGGAGCCACCUGUGGGCAAAUGGACUAAGGAGAACAGCAACAUAGACUGUGC
This is a messenger RNA of Erinaceus europaeus (western European hedgehog), 2952 nucleotides long. RefSeq names its product transmembrane and coiled-coil domain family 2 (gene TMCC2). NCBI's taxonomy places the organism in Eukaryota, Metazoa, Chordata, Mammalia, Eulipotyphla, Erinaceidae. The coding region runs from base 572 to 2674 and encodes 700 amino acids. The record is from RefSeq and is a predicted model, not a curated record. Gene Ontology annotation, cellular component: endomembrane system. The transcript has 5 exons. Gene Ontology annotation, biological process: amyloid precursor protein metabolic process.